Molecule: messenger RNA, 2467 nt
Organism: Drosophila obscura
Lineage: Eukaryota; Metazoa; Arthropoda; Insecta; Diptera; Drosophilidae
Gene: Fatp2
Product: long-chain fatty acid transport protein 1
Exons: 5
Coding region: 150-2270 (706 amino acids)
Biological process (GO): triglyceride homeostasis
Cellular component (GO): endoplasmic reticulum
Molecular function (GO): long-chain fatty acid-CoA ligase activity; long-chain fatty acid transmembrane transporter activity
Source: RefSeq, a predicted model, not a curated record
UGUGUCUGUGUCGCCUAAUUACCUAUCAUUUGGCUGCGAAAGUAACCAACAGAAGCGAUAGAAACAACAACAGAGCGAAACUCCAAAGCUGCUAAUCCCAUCCACAUACUGGCAACAGCCACUGUAAAUGUGCUGCUAAAAUCGACACCAUGUGCACCGCUCCCGCUGAUGAUGGGGCUGCAAAAGCUACUAUUGAUGCUGCUGGCCCCAGCCAUGGCUCGACGGCCUUGAACUCCACCCAGGUCUCCAUAGCCAUAGAUCCCAAUCAGGGUCCGGAGCAACAAAAGAAGUGCAACUGGCGAUGCUGCCUUCAGUGGAUAAUGGUUCCCGUCCUGUCGGUAGGAACAGCGCUGCUCUGGUAUUACCUAGGAGCUUGGUGGGGAUUGGCGGCUCUCUAUGGCAGCGUGAUAGCAACACUCCUGGUGCGGCCUGGCUUUAGAUGGUUCUACAUAGCGGCGGUGACAGGUCCUCGCGACACUGUCGCUGUCAUUGCGUACAUUCGAGUGCUGAUGUUUGUGAAGCGACAGCAGCGCAAGAACCUCAACAUUGGCGACAUUUUCGAGGCAAGUGUGGCUCGGCACCCGGACAAGCUGGCAAUCGUGAGCGAGUCCCAGCAGUGGACAUUCCGACAGCUGAACGAGCACUCGAACCGUGUGGCCAACGUCUUCCACAGUCACGGCUACAAAAAGGGCGAUGUGGUGGGCCUGCUGCUCGAGAAUCGGGCCGAGUUUGUGGCCACCUGGCUGGGUCUCUCAAAGAUAGGUGUUAUUACUCCCCUCAUUAACACGAAUCUGCGCGGAGCCUCGCUCCAGCACAGCAUCACUGUGGGCCAGUGCACGGCCUUGAUUUACGGCGCUAGCUUCCGAGCGGCCGUGAUGGACAUUGCGAAGGACCUGCCCGCCCAUGUCGGACUCUACCAGUUCAACGAUGAGGGCAGCCAGGCCCAUGCUACUGACGAGGGCUUGAGUCAGGGUCUGGCCCAGCAAUUAAACGGACUGCUGGACACGGCCGCCAAAGAUAAAGUGGCCGCAGGCGCCACUCGAGCGGAUCACCACGACAAACUGGUCUACAUCUACACCUCUGGCACCACGGGUCUACCCAAGGCAGCGGUAAUCACACACUCGCGCUACUUCUUCAUUGCCGCCGGCAUCCACUAUGCCCUAGGUUUUAGGGACCAGGAUGUGUUCUAUACACCCCUUCCUCUCUAUCACACUGCUGGCGGAGUGAUGAGCAUGGGCCAGGCCCUGCUGUUUGGCUCGACGGUGGUCAUACGCAAGAAAUUCAGUGCCUCUGGCUACUUUGCCGACUGCGCACGCUUCCAGUGUACCAUUGGCCAGUACAUUGGUGAGAUGGCCCGCUAUAUAUUGUCGACACCAGCGGCAGCACAUGACCGAAAGCAUCAGGUGCGCAUGGUCUUUGGAAACGGCCUGCGUCCACAGAUCUGGCCGCAUUUCGUCGAGCGCUUUGGCAUCCAGCGCGUCGGUGAGUUUUAUGGAGCCACCGAGGGCAACGCCAACAUUAUGAACAACGACAGCACGGUCGGAGCCAUCGGCUUCGUUUCACGCAUUCUGCCGCAGGUCUAUCCCAUAUCCAUCAUACGAGCCGAUCCCCACACGGGCGAGCCGCUGCGAAACAAGAAGGGUCUCUGCGAGCGAUGCGAGCCCAACGAGACGGGCGUCUUUAUUGGGAAAAUUGUGAAGGGCAAUCCCUGCCGGGAGUUCCUCGGCUAUGUGGACACGAAGGCCUCCUCCAAAAAGGUGGUGCACGAUGUCUUUUCCAAGGGCGAUAUGGCCUUUAUCUCUGGCGACCUGCUGGUGUCCGAUGAGCGGGGCUAUCUCUACUUUAAGGAUCGCACCGGCGACACCUUCCGCUGGAAGGGCGAGAACGUCUCAACUAGCGAGGUGGAGGCACAGCUUAGUAACCUGACCGGCUACAAGGAUGUCAUCGUGUAUGGGGUCAGUAUACCAAAUACCGAGGGCCGGGCCGGCAUGGCCGCCAUUUACGAUCCCACGCGAGAGGUGAAGGUGGAGGUGCUCGGCCAGGAGCUCACCAAGGCUCUGCCCAGCUAUGCACGCCCUCAGUUCCUGCGAUUCCUCCGGAAGAUCGAUCUGACGGGCACGUUCAAGCUGCGAAAGGUGGAACUACAGCAGCAGGGCUUCGAUCCGGCGGCCAUCGAGGAUGAGUUGUUCUAUGCAGGAUCCGAUGGUGUCUACGCCCCGCUUACACAGUCCGUCUACGAGCGGAUUCAGCGCAACGAGAUGCGCUUCUAGGUACUGGAGCAGGUUAAUUCUCCAUGGUUGAGCUAAGACUGUGCCCACUCAUAAUCGAAGUUAGGGCCAAUACCACCACUCUCGAUGCGAAAGAGAAGGCAUUACCCGAGUUAUAAUCUUUGUCUAUCUGUUAGGUUUAAUUUGGUAGAAGUGUUACUGUGUUUAUUGUGCUAACAUUAAAUAAUGAUAAAAGGAAA